This is a messenger RNA of Metarhizium brunneum ARSEF 3297, 411 nucleotides long. RefSeq lists its product as uncharacterized. Gene Ontology annotation, molecular function: carbon-sulfur lyase activity. Lineage: Eukaryota; Fungi; Ascomycota; Sordariomycetes; Hypocreales; Clavicipitaceae. The record is from RefSeq and is a predicted model, not a curated record.
AUGCCUCUCACCGGACACUGCCUCUGCAAGGCCGUCACAUACUCCGCCGACGUCGAGGCUCCCAUCAUCACGGGCUACGACCACUGCGACGACUGCCAGCGCCAGAGUGGUUCCACCUACUCCCUCGUCGCCGUCGUCCCCAAAGACAAGCUCACCAUCAAAGGCCCCAUCAAGAAAUGGACCGGCAAAGGCUCCUCUGGGAAAGACGUCCAUCGCCUUUUCUGCUCCGAGUGUGGCUCCCCCAUUGCCCAUGACCCCGAUGCUGCUCCCGAGAUCAUUGCCCUCAAGGCCGGUACUUUGGACUCUGAACUGAAGAAGAACCUGAAGCCGGACACUGAGAUUUGGACUGUUGGAAAGUUGCCCUUUUGCCAGGAGCACUUGGCCAAGCCUUUCAAGCACAUGCCCGAGUAA